AAAAAGAUGUUCAGAGAUGAGUAAAACCCUAUCGCGGCCGUCACAGCGAACAAGGAGGCCAAAUCCCUGCGGUGAGCCAAUCUGGAGGGUUUAAGAGGGAGUCCUUCCCCUCUGGGCCGGGAGGCGGGACCGGCGGGACCACGCCCUCCCCCGCCAAUGGGAAGCCUUGUUGCUCGCCAAGCCUCCGCCCCUUUCGUCCGCCGGGGCGGGGCCGGCCGCUCCAGGCGCUAAGACUACAUUUCCCGGCGCGCCGCGCGGCGCGGGAGAAAGAGGAGCCGGAAGUGGGGCGCGCGAGGUCCAAGGGCACGAGGGAAGUGGCGGGCGGGGACCGAGGGGGGCGUGCAGGUGAGCGGACAGGCCCAGCUUCGCCGGCAUGGCCGAGGCCAGGAAGCGCCGGGAGCUCCUUCCCCUGAUCUACCAGCACUUACUGCGGGCGGGCUAUGUGCGCGCGGCGCGGGAAGUGAAGGAGCAGAGCGGCCAGAAAAGUUUCCUGACUCAGCCUGUGACCCUUAUGGACAUCUAUACUCACUGGCAACAAACCUCAGAGGUUGGCCAGAAGCGGAAGGCAGAGGAGGAUGCAGCACUGCUGGCUAAGAAGACCCGAGUGUCAGACCCCAUUAGCAGCUCAGAGAGCUCAGAAGAGGAGGAGGAGGAAGAGGAGACAGAAGCUGAAGCCACCAAAACCACCCCAAGACUAGCAUCUACCAACUCCUCAGUUCCAGGACCGGUUUUGCCAUCAAGCACAAAAGAAAAGGGCAUGGCAAAGACCAACAAAGCCAGCAAGAUGGUCAACUCCACACCACAUCCGGCCUCUGGCAAGGCAGUAGCCCACAUUCUGUCUGGGAGAUCACCCAGCAAGUCUGCAGGGCCCUCGGCAAAUACCAUCCUGGUCUCGGAAACUGAGGAAGAGGGCAGUGUCCCGGCACUCGGAACCACAGCCAAGCCUGGAAUGGCAUCAGCCAACCAGGCCGAUAGCUCCAGCGAGACCUCCAGCUCCAGUGAUGAGACCGAUGUGGAGGUGAAACCUUCAGUAAAACCACCCCAGGUCAAAGCCUCACCAGCCCCUGCCAAGGACUCUGUAGGGAGAGGGGCAGUCCCAACCCCUGGGAAGGCAGGGGAUGCGACACCCCAAGGCAGAGGGGGUGCUCUGACCCCAGCCAGCAAGGCCAAGAAGCCAGAAGAAGACUCAGAGAGCAGUGAGGAGGAGUCUGAGAGUGAGGAUGGGGCCCCCGCGGAACCACCCCACCAGGUGAAGGCCUCAGAGAAAAUUGUCCAGGCCAAAGCUGCCUCGGGUCCUGUCAAGGGGACCCCUGGGAAAGGGGCCACUCCAGCUCCCCCUGGGAAGGCAGGGCCUUCGGCUGCCCAGGCCAAGACAGGGAAGCCAAAGGAGGACUCAGAUAGCAGUGAGGAGGACUCCAACAGCGAGGAGGAGCCACCAGCUGCCAAGACCCCACUUCAGGUGAAGCCUUCAGGGAAGACACCCCAGGUCAAAGCUGCCUCAGCUUCUGCCAAGGAGUCCCCUAGGAAAGGGGUCCCUCCAGUGCCCCCCAGCAAGGUAGGGCCUGCAGCCGGCCAGGCUAAGAAGGGGGCGGGGGAGGAAGACCCAGACAGUAGCACCGAGGAGUCUGACAGCGAGGAAGAGGCACCAACAGCUGUACCCCCAACCAGGAGCCCUGUUCAGGCAAAGCCCUCAGGGCAAAACUCCCAGGUCAGAACUGCCUCGGGUCCUGUCAAGGGGCCCCCUCAGAAGGCAGGGCCUGCAGCCACCCCAGUAGGAAAACAGGAGGAGGACUCAGAGAGCAGCAGCGAGGAGGAAUCAGACAGCGAGGGGGCAGCGCCAGCCCAGGCAAAGUCUUCUGGGAAAAUCCCCCAGGUCAGAGCUGCCUCGGGUCCUGCCAAGGGGCCCCCUCAGAAGGCCGGGCCUGCAGCCACCCAGACCAAGGCCGAGAUGUCCAAGGAUGACUCGGAGAGUAGUGAGGAGGAGUCAGAGAGUGAAGAGGAGGCGCCUGCAGCCAUAGCUCCAGUCCAGGCAAAAUCAACUGUGAAAACACCCCAGACGAAGGCCUCCCCAAAGAAGGGCACCCCCAUUACCCCUACACCUGCCAAAGCUCCCCCAGUGCGAGUGGGCACACCAGCCCCUUGGAAGGCGAGAGCAGAAGCUUCUCCAGCCUGUGCCUCGUCUCCAGCUAUGGCGAGGGGCGCCCAGAAGCCAGAGGCCUCUUCAAGCAGCAGCGAGGAGUCUGAGAGUGAGGAGGAGACUGCUCCCGCCCCAGCAGCAGGACAGGCAAAGCCUGUGGGGAAAGGCGUCACUGUGAAGGCUGCCUCCACACCCACCAAGAGGCCCUCAGGCCAAGGGACUGCCCUAGCACCCCCUGGGAAGGCAGGGCCUGCAACAGCCCCAGUGAAAACUGAGGUGCAAGAAGACUCCUCAGAGAGCAGCGAGGAGGAAUCGGGCAGUGAGGAGGCUGAGGAGGCGGCUGCGGCUCCUGCUCAGGUGAAAACCCCUCAGAGCAAGGCCAACCAAGCUCCCACCAGAGCAACUUCAGCCAAAGGGGCAGCAUCAGCUCCAGGAAAAGUUGUCAGUGCAGCUGUUCAAAUCAAGCAGGAGUCCCCGGCCAAGGUAAAGCCACCAGCAAGAACCUCCCAGAGCAAUGCUGUCUCAGUGAGGGGCCAGGGCGCUGUGCCAGCUGUGGGGAAGGCAGUGGCCACAGCAGCCCAGGCCCAGCCAGGGCCAGUCAAGAACUCAGAGGAGGACUCGGAGAGCAGUGAGGAGGACUCCGACAGUGACGGGGAGGCCCGCACUCCGGUGAAGCCCUCAGGAAAGACCCCCCAGGUUGGAACUGCCUCAGCCCCCAGCAAGGGGCUGUCCAGGAAAGGGGCCACAGCAGCCCCUCCCAGGAAGACAGGAGCCGUGGCCACCCAGGCUGGGAAGUCGGAGGAGGACUCUGAGAGCAGCAGUGAGGAGGAGUCUGACAGCGAGGAGGAGGCCCCGGCCCAGGUAAAACCUGGUAUAAAGCCUCCCCAAACCAAGGCUUCCCUGCUGAAAGGUGUCUCAGGCACUCCUGCAUCUGCCAAGGCCUCCACAACACGAGUGGACACCUCAGCCCCACAGAAGGCUAGACCAGCACCUCCUGCCAAGAAAGAGGGGAGCUCCAAAACUGCGAAAAGCAAGACCCAGGCCCCAGCACCUCCAGAGAAGAACGCAGAGGGGUCCUCCGAGAGCAGCGACGAGGAGCUGCCGGCCACCCAGGUGAUUAAACCCCCUCUGAUUUUUGUCGACCCUAAUCGUAGUCCAGCUGGCCCAGCUGCUACCGCCACACAAGCUCCAGCUGCAGACACCCCGAGGAAGGCCCAGGCCUCGGAGAGCACAGCCAGGAGCUCCUCCUCCGAGAGUGAGGAUGAGGAUGUGAUCCCCGCUACGCAGUGCUCUGUUCCUGCCGGUAGAACCAACGUGACCCCACUCACGGCCCACCCAAGGCCGGCUGUCAGAGCCAGCACUGUUGGGGCCAGCGGCGGUGAGGCGUCCGGUCGGGUGUCAGAAGGCAAGAAGCAGGAGGCACCCAUCACUCAGGUGACAAAGAGGAACCCUGCUCACCUCCCGCUGACCCAGGCUGCCCUGAAGGUCCUUGCUCAGAAAGCCAGUGAGGCCCAGCCUCCUGCUGCCAGGACCCCGUCUUCAAGUGGGGUUGACCGUGCUCUGGGCACACUCCCCAUAAUGAGUCCUCAGAUCACCCCUGUGCAGGCCAAGGUGACCAACAAGCUCAAAAAGGCUGAGGUCCCUGCAGUCGAGCAAGCCACAGCCACUCCUGCGGGACACCCCAAAGCCAAGGCCUCUGAGACCUCCAACGACAGCGAGGACAGCAGCAGCAGCUCUUCAGGGAGUGAGGAGGAUGGUGACGGGCCCCAGAAGGCCCACAGGCGGGUAGGUCCGGCCCCCUCUGCGACGGAGACCUUGGUAGAGGAGACCACAGCAGAGUCUAGCGAGGACGAGGUUGUGGCACCCUCUCAGUCUCUCCUCUCAGGUUAUGUGACCCCUGGGCCAACUCUGGCCAACUCCCAGGCUUCAAAGGCCACUCCUAGGCCAGACCUCAACCCGUCGGCUUCCUCUACUUCCACUAGCAAAGAUGCCCCAGAUGGCAAGCAGGAAGUGGAGCCCCAACACGUAGCAGACAGGACAGAGGCUGAUGCCACGCCUCAGAAGCCCCGGAAGCCCAAAAAGGAGGCCGGGAACCCCCAAGCCUCCACGCUGGCCCUGCAGAACGACAUCAGCCGACGCCUCCUGAGUGAGCCCUGGCCCCUGAAUGAGGCCCAGGUCCAGGCCUCGGUGGUGAAGGUCUUGACAGAGCUGCUGGAGCAGGAAAGGAAGAAGGCCGCUGAUGCCGCCAAGGAGAGCAACAGGAAGGGCCGGGUGGGCCGUAAGCGGAAGCUGUCGGGGGACCAGACAGCAGCCAGAGUCCCCAAGAGCAAGAAGAAGAAGCAGCUCGUGGCCGGGGGAGGCGGGGAGGGUGCUGCUGGCUCACCAGAAAAGGCCCUCAGGACUCCCAAGGGGAAAGCCAAGAGAGAUGGAGCAAGCAGUGACAUCAAGGAGAAAGAGUCUCCUGGCUCUCUAGGGGCCAAGGAGAAGCCGGAAGGGGAGCCGGGGACACUGAAGGUUGAAGGUGGAGACCAAGGCAACCCAAAGAUCAAGAAGGAGAAAAAGAAAUCGGAUAAGAAAAAAAAAGACAAGGAAAAAAAGGAAAAGAAGAAGAAGGCAAAAAAGGCCUCAACCAAAGACCCUGACUCACUGUUCCAGAAGAAAAAGAAGAAAAAGAAGAAGAGAGCAGAGCAAACUGUCUGAGGGGCACAAGGCGACAGGGAUUUCUUAGCCAAGUGGUGACCAGCCCCAUGCCUCUGCCCUGUGCCCACCGUGGGCUGGAACUGAAUCUUUAGCUUCCCCCCUCCCCAGAAGAGGCCAGCCAGCCACAGUGUCCACGCUGGCCGAGCUAGUGAGCCCUGCAGAGGCUGGUCCGAGGAGGAAGAGAAGCUUCCAGCUCCAAUGACUGGCACUCACUGACUCCGCGUCUGACUUCUGUCCUGACACAGAAUGCUUCAUAGAGAUGUGUACAGUAUAUAUAUAUUUUUUUAAGAGACCUGCCCCUCCCCCUUCAAACUGACACUCCCAGAGGCCUCAGGACCUUCCAUCCUUUGACCUGCCGACCCAGCAAGGCCCAGCCUGCAGCUCCUCCCAUGUCCCUGGUCUCUGGUCUCUGGCUGAUGCUGAGGCUUUGUCCUCUCUGUUUUUCACGUUUUGUUUGUGGUUUUUUGUAACAACUGGGAAAAUAAAAGGCUUGAAGGAAA
Nyctereutes procyonoides (raccoon dog) is the source of this 5337-nucleotide messenger RNA. RefSeq names its product treacle ribosome biogenesis factor 1 (gene TCOF1). Gene Ontology annotation, molecular function: protein binding. The coding region runs from base 374 to 4837 and encodes 1487 amino acids. Lineage: Eukaryota; Metazoa; Chordata; Mammalia; Carnivora; Canidae. The record is from RefSeq and is a predicted model, not a curated record. The transcript has 28 exons.